UUCUCGAGUCAACGGAUCAGGGAAGAGAGGAUCUUCUCCUUCCAUCAGCACAAUCAAGAUAAGAGGUGGGAGGUAUCUCGCUCGGACACGUAAGGCUCAGAGCAGUAAGAAGGGCAACAAGCAUGGCGUUGCCAACGAGCAUGGUGGCCCACCAGCCGGAGGACAUCAACUACGCCUACCUCCUCCACCUCCUGUCGACCCCACCCUGCCUCCCUACCUCGACGACCGUGCGCAACCAUCUCCUUGCGGCCGUCACGUCAAGGACUGACCUCUUCUCCGCCAGUCUCGAUAGCUUGAGCGUGAUUGACGACCCCUGGAAAGACUUCACGACUCGCUACCAGCCGGGGGCACAGCUUGUGGUCAUUGGCUCGCCGCCUGUAGGGGUCCUCAAGAGUGGCAGGGGCGGCAGCAGCAGCAGCAGCGCCAACAAUGGUCACCAGGCAGGGAUUUGGGGAUUGGGCAUCCUCGUCUCGUCGAAGUUCCGCGACGAAGCCGACCCGACAACAUGCCUGCGCCGUCCAAACAUGAGCAUCUGGCUCAGCACCGAAAUGGCUUGCUCAGCCCGAGGAGAGGACGAUCCAACGACUCGGGGCAUGGUGCAUUUCCUCUUCUCUCAGUGGCUGCCAGUGGCUUAUAAGCGAUUCAUUGAGGCACAGAGGGAUCACUUUGCGCUUGAUGCCAGUGAGGUGGAAAGGGAACAUUUGAGAGAAGUCGACAUCAUCAUCCAGGCGAUGGACGAGUUGCAGGUUGAUGUGCUCGCUGAUGAGGUCUGCCAGGCAAGACGCGACGAGGACUCUUUGCGAGGCCCCUCGUCGAACCGACCCUGGAUCGAAUGGCGCAGCGGAGCCUACGAUGCUUUCGUUCUCGACCCGCCACCCAUUGUAUGCCCUGCCACCCCCGAGGAAGAAGCAAAGCAAGCAGGCCAACGGUGGCAACUCGAGCGAAUCACGACACAGACGGCGAAAGCCGUCGCAGAGGCCAACAAGAUACCUUUCCCUGUCUCGCAUACACUGCGCAAGCCGCACCUUUCCUUGCUGGCGAGAGAUGCAACUGGGCCUGUGGGAGCAGCUGGGGCCCAGAAGGGAAGCGAGGAAGACGUCUACCCGAUAGAGCAGGCCAAAGGCUCUCUUGCUGGAUGGGUGUACACGCACGAGGAUAUGAGUUUGGCUUCCUUGCACGUCGCGCUACCCUACAGACGGCGAGUCGAGCCUGCAGACUCCACCGCUUCUUCAGCAGCACCACCACCCGCGCCGCUGAGCCUCGGUCGGCUACUAGUCACCUUACUCUCCCCCCGCAUCGGCCUCGCACAACGACGCGCCCUCACUGCUUGCGGAGUGGACGUGGCUGCCAUCGAGGCUGAGGCGACGCAAGGAGAGGGGACGUGGUGUCCUUGGCCUGUGACAGCGCACGUUGAUGCCAGUGAUCAAGGAGCGGUGCGCUUCUACGAGAAACUUGGGUGCACAAGGAUGGCCAAGCACGUUUGGUUAGGGCUGAAGGCGCCGCUCAGGGGAGCAGGAGACCAGGCAUCGUCAAGGACGGGGUAAUGAAUAUGUUUGCUAGGCGUAUAGAAGUGCUGCUGUACAAAUGCUCGAG
Molecule: messenger RNA, 1593 nt
Organism: Jaminaea rosea
Lineage: Eukaryota; Fungi; Basidiomycota; Exobasidiomycetes; Microstromatales
Exons: 1
Coding region: 123-1544 (473 amino acids)
Source: RefSeq, a predicted model, not a curated record